AUGGGCAAGAAGGAUUCAGCCGGCCCCAAGGAAGGAAGAGGCAGCCUCAAUGCCAUCAGGAAUGGGAGCAGUGGGAGAUCCUGGGAAAGAAUGGUGGUGCAGAAGACCCCAGGCGAGGACACAAGUAGCUCAGUUGUAUGGCGCCAACGCUUCCGGCGGUUUCGCUACGAGGAUGACAAGGGGCCCAGAGAGGUUUGCAGCCAGCUCCACCAUCUUUGCUGCCUAUGGCUGAAGCCAGAGCAGCGCACAAAGAAUCAGAUUCUGGACUUGGUGAUCCUGGAGCAGUUCUUGACCAUCCUUCCAGCGGAGAUGGAGCGCUGGGUCAGAGAAUGUGGAGCCGAGACCAGUUCCCAGGCAGUGGCCUUGGCAGAAGGUUUUCUCCUCAGUCAGGCAGAAAGGCAGCAGGUGAGAGCACUUCAUCCUGGUAGUUCCAUGAGCCCAGGAAUGUGAGAGAGGAUACCCUAAAACUCCCCACUAAUUGCCUAUCUCUUUUGGGAAAUCAUCCAAGGAGGGAUGACCCCAAAUCCAAGCCUUUGCUUCUGAUCAUACUUUUUCUAAGCCUUCUCCCGUUCUGUGUCUAUGCUUCUCAUUGCUGUUUCAGGAGCUGGAACUGUUUGCAGAAGUGGGCUCUGGUUUCCCCGAGACAGAGGAGGCUCCAUCAGACAUCAGACACAGUCCACCAGGAAGAGGGGUCAUGCAGGAGACCAACAGAGGUACCACCUUACAGUGUAAGGAUUAAUGGGGCAUAUUUCAACUUGGUCUGCCCCUAUUUAUUAUGCAAGAAAUCCCUAGCGUGCCUCAAGUUUUUGACAUAUUUUGAUUGCAGCCAAGAGCUCCCAAGUUUUUUUUAGGCUGAGGGGAGGGAAUUGAGUGGAUGAGAGAUUUCCCCCCCCACACACACACAGCUGAAAUGGGUGCUGACAUCCAAAAUCCAUUCAACAGAAAAUAUAUGGGCCUUGCUUACUUGUUUUGCUAAUCCAAGCUAUGGCUUAGUUCAGGUCUGGGGAACCUUAGGACUUUUGGAUGGUGCUGAAUUACAACUCCCAUCUGCUGUAACAAGCAUGGCUAAUAGCCAAGGGUGAUGGGAUUUGUAGUGCAGCAACAAUUGGAAGGACAAAGGUUCGCCACACCUGACACAGUAUGAGGCUGCUAGUUGGGAGAUCAUGACUGCUUUGCUUCUCUCUCUGGUCGUUUUGCUGCUGUGCUCCACUGAGCUGAGCUCAGCCGUGGCUUGGCUUAGCAUGGCAUCCAAACUAUGGUUCAUAGUUUAGCUCUCUGCAGAGGAACUUUGUCAUAGUCAAUGUCUCCUGCCCGUUUGCAUCACAGCAUGGUUUGGCUUGGAUAUGCAUUUGUACUUGGAUAUGCAUUUCUUAUUCUAUUUCUUAUUCUACUACCUUCCCACUAUCUUUGUGUGUUUUUUACAGGUAAUGGAAUGGUGCGAGAAAAACAUACUCAGCCAUCUCAACUCUGUGGUAGAUGGGAAAUGGCUUCUGUGAGACCUAAACAGGUAGGGGCAAGACUCUCUGCAGAGACAAAAGGGGAAGCUUGGUGUUCUCUGUUCCCCUGCUCACAUUUCUGGAACUCGAUGAAUCUUUCUCUUUCUGUUUGUGUCUCUCAAAGCUGUCCACUAGGAAAUCUAUGAAUGCAACUCGUGAAAGGUGUAAAUCCUGCAAGAUAAUAGCCAUCUUCCCCACUGCACCUCUGCCAUAACUGGCCUUUUGGAUCUUACUGUCUUAUCUAUAAGGAGGAAACAUUUUCUUUUUCUUUCAGGGCCGGGUGACCUUUGAGGAGGUAGCUUUGAAUUUCUCCGAAGAAGAGUGGUUUCUGCUGAAUCCUGACCAGAGAGCCCUGCACAAGCAAGUCAUGGAGGAGAGCUGUGGACUUGUGGCCUCUCUUGGUAAGGCUGCCUAGUUCAAGGUUGGGGGAUUUGUGGCUCUGCAGAUGUUUUUGGACUCGUAACUCCCAUCAGCCCAAGCCAAUAUGGUCAAGGAAGAUGGGAGUUAAGAGUCCCUAGAUGAUGAAAAUACCUCUUUACAUGUCUUAACAUGUUUUGGCACAGUUCUUGCCAUUCAGCAUCUCAGGUCCCCGGUCUAGUGGGACGUAUCGGUAUUUUUAUUUACUAAAGCAUUUAUAUCCUGCAUUUCCAUUUAACUGAAAUCCACAAAGGGGAAAGCAAUAAUUAGACAUGAAUACACAAUGUUAAAGCCGCAGCAUAGUGAAAAUGACUUUUCGGUCAGCAUCAGGUAAUUGACAGUGGGGUAUAUUCAGAGCCAUAAUAAAUAGAAAUAUAGUCCAGAGCCAUUUUAGAACUGCAUUAGCCUAACAGAACCACACUGUCAUUGUUUACUGCCUAAAAGUUAACAGUAAGAGAGAGGAGGGAGUCAUGUGUCCCUAGGGAACAGGUUGCACAGCUUUGGUGUCACUGCUGAGGAAGCUCUGCUGGACAAAAUUAUUGAGGGUAUAAUGUAAGGCGGUGGGGAACUUCAGGUCAGGGGGCAAAUGCAGCCUUCUAGACCUCUCUGUCUGGCUCCAGAGCUCUCCUCAGGACCCUCUUUGUGCCUCAGGUGUUUUUGCCUGGCUGAAAUGUGUCCUUGAACUCUGAUAAUACCUCUUGCCUGACUGGAGGGUGGAGAAGGGUGUGUGAGUCUGUGUGUAGAAACCAGGUCAAAUUUACAUUGUUUGCUCCACCCACUUUUGCCUCUGGCUCCGCCCACCACUGGCAUUCUGCCAUCAGAAAGUUGCCCAGAAGAAAAUGCGACUCCCGAUCUGGAAAAGGGUUUCUCACCUGUGUUGUAAGAGGAGUGGGGAAAUGGCUUUCGUUGCCACCAUCCACGUUACAGAUUAGCUAGUACAGUGGUGCCUCGCAAGACGAAAUUAAUCCGUUCCGCGAGUCUCUUCGUCUUGUGGUUUUUUCGUCUUGCGAAGGACAGCUAUUAACGGCUUAGCGGCUUUAAGAAAAAGGAAAGAAACUCACAAGAACUCGCAAGACGUUUCGUCUUGCAAAGCAAGCCCAUAGGGAAAUUUGUCUUGCGGAACGACUCAAAAAACGGAAAACACUUUCGUCUAGCGAGUUUUUCGUCUUGCGAGGCAUUCGUCUUGCGGGGCACCACUGUAAAAAGUCAAGCUGUACAUUCGCCACAAAAUAGAUAUGAAUCUGAGGUGAUGUCACCUGCCUCGGCCACCUCAAAAUCCAUUGUGGCUUGAAUAUGAGACAGUCCAAGGUCAAACACACUGGCCUCUGGUGCUUCAGAAGGCUUGUGAAUAUUUUUCUGAUGAGUUUAUACAGUCUCGUAGUCUCCCUUAAGGUCAUCAUCUGCACUAUUCAUUUAAAGCCCGUGAGAAGGGUAGGCAAGGAUCUGGCCUUAUGGCCAGUAUACUGUUCCCCACCCCUUGUUCUACAUCACACCAGCAGUCAGUCAACGCUAGAUAGAAGAGGUUGGAAAACGUGUGCAAAAAACUGCCUCCCACCUAAGUAUUUCAGCUCUUCUUAUAUCAGAACAGUUAUCUGACGUGGUUUGGUGAUACGAGACUCCUGGCCUAACUCAAAUUCUUAUCAGUUCCCUGUUUUCGUUCUAGAAGGUGACAUCCGAGAUAUGGAGAAUGAGGGAGCACUACGUGAGAGUUGGUCCUUUGCUUCGAAAGCCAGUGGCUGCUAUGAAAUUGCAACCCAAGGUGAAAGAAACGAAACCAGCAACUGCCCUGUGUCUCAGAACAGAUCUGACUCGAACCCAAACCACGAAGCUCACGGCAAAACCCACGUAGAGGAGCAACCAUUUAAAUGCCAGGAGUGCGGGAAGAACUUCGGUUGGAGGUCACAACUCAAUAGGCACCGAAAAAUGCACACCGGGGAGAAGCCAUAUAAAUGCUUGCAGUGUGGAAAGAGUUUCAGGCAGAACUUUCACCUGACUGCCCAUCUAAAAAUCCACAGAGGGGAGAAACCACAUGAAUGCUUGGAGUGUGGGAAGAGCUUCAGUCAGAGGAAUGACCUCGCUUCUCAUCAGAGAAUCCACACAGGGGAGAAACCAUAUAAAUGUUCGGAGUGUGGGAAGGGCUUCCGUUCGAACACCAGCCUGACUUGUCAUUUAAGGACUCACACAAGGGAGAAACCGUAUAAAUGCUUGGAGUGUGGUCGCACCUUUGGCCAGAGCUCAUACCUAAGUAAACACAAAAGGAUUCAUACGGGGGAGAAACCAUAUAAAUGCCUUGAGUGCGGCAUGAGCUUUUGUCAUAAUUCAUCCCUCACGUACCAUCAAAGAAAUCACACUGGCGAGAAACCGUAUCAGUGCUUGGAGUGUGGAAUGAGGUUCAGUCAGAGUUCGGCCCUCAUGUACCAUCAGAGAAUUCACACAGGGGAGAAACCAUAUCAGUGCUUGGAGUGCGGAAAGAGCUUUCGGGUGAGACCAAGCCUCACCUCUCAUCAAAGAAUACACACAGGAGAGAAGCCCUACAAAUGUCUGGAGUGUGGAAGGAGCUUCCGUUUGAGCACAAGCCUGACUACUCACCAAAGAACUCACACAGGGGAGAAACCUUACAAAUGUCUGGAGUGUGGAAAGAGCUUCAGUGUGAGGAAAAGCCUCACCUAUCACCAAAGAACUCACACGAGGGAGAAACCAAAUAGAUGCGUCAAGCAGGGCUGGGGAGCCUGCGGCAAUUCAGAUGUUGUACCCCCAACUUCCACCAGCGCCAGCCAGCAUGGCCAACAGUCACCGAUGAUGGGAGUUGUGGACCAACAACAUUUGGAAGGCCCCAGAUCCCCUGUCCCUAGCUCUCAGGGUAAGAAAGAGCUUCAUUAA
Molecule: messenger RNA, 4793 nt
Organism: Podarcis lilfordi (Lilford's wall lizard)
Lineage: Eukaryota; Metazoa; Chordata; Lepidosauria; Squamata; Lacertidae
Source: the annotation of a GenBank genome assembly